AUGGCCGCCUCUGGAAAGCUUGCCACUUUCCGCAUGCCUCCCUUACCCACUGUCGGUGAGCUGAUAAAGCUGUAUAACCUGAGAGCGGAGAAACAGCUUUCCCAAAACUUUCUUUUGGACUUGAGACUCACAGACAAAAUAGUGCGCCAGGCAGGCAAUUUGAACAAUGCCUAUGUGUGUGAAGUCGGCCCUGGUCCUGGGGGCUUGACCCGGUCCAUUCUGAAUGCUGGGGCAGCAGACCUGCUUGUGGUGGAGAAGGAUUCGCGCUUCAUCCCUGGAUUAAAGUUGCUGUCUGAAGCUGCACCAGGCAAGUUGAGAAUUGUCCACGGUGACAUUCUUACCUACAGAAUGGACAGAGGAUUCCCUAGGAGUAUAUCUAAGCCUUGGGAGGAAGAUCCACCAAACCUUCACAUCAUUGGAAAUCUACCCUUUAAUGUUUCCACCCCCCUCAUGAUCAGCUGGUUAGAAAAUAUAGCCAACAGAACUGGGCCUUUUGCUUUUGGACGAACUCAACUCACUCUCACCUUUCAGAAGGAGGUGGCAGAGAGGUUGACAGCCAGCACAAAGAGCAGACAGAGGAGCCGUUUGUCCAUCAUGGCACAGUAUCUCUGCACUGUCCACAGCCGUUUCACCAUCCCUGGAAGGGCCUUCGUCCCCAAGCCAGAGGUGGAUGUUGGAGUUGUUCACUUCACCCCUCUGGUUCAGCCCAGCAUCCAGCAGCCCUUCAAAAUGGUGGAGAAAGUCGUCAGGAAUAUUUUCCAGUUCCGCAGAAAGUACUGCCGCAGAGGAAUCGGAAUGUUGUUCCCCGAGGCGUGUCGCGACGCGUUCACAGAGGAGCUGAUGCGCAAGGCAGAUGUGGAGCCCACCCUGCGCCCCACCGAGCUCACCAUCCCCCAAGUGAAGGCGCUGGUGGACGUCUACGCUCACAUGUGCGACCGGGAUCCGCUUCUGUUCGGCUACGACUUCAGAGAAGAGCUCCGGGUCAAACACCUCACCAAGCAAAGGGGUGCGCAGACAAACGAUUUGGAGGGAAGCCCACGGAGCCCCGAGCAACCGGACUGA
Messenger RNA from Nerophis lumbriciformis (worm pipefish), 1062 nucleotides. Lineage: Eukaryota; Metazoa; Chordata; Actinopteri; Syngnathiformes; Syngnathidae. The record is from RefSeq and is a predicted model, not a curated record.